AUUUUGGUAGAUUUCUGAGUGCCGGACAGUAUAUUUUAUCGAUAGAUCCGAUAAACUUACAACGUAAACCCGUCGUGAAAAUAAAUAAAAUAAAAAGAUACAAAUGAUUCAAUGAAGAUGAAUAUGUAAAACAUCAAGCCGCCGUUUUUUGGAAUGCGCUAAAAAACACUCUAAAUUUGCGCAGCAGCAGAGGCCGUCGCUUGUGACGUCAAAAGGAGUCGCGUCGCCCCCCCGUAUUGUGACAGAGAGAGAGAGAGAGAGAGAGAGAAAGAGUAUUAGCGUUAACAGUUAUUCCUUUUGGACCUCCCUCUCUCUGUGUGUGCCGCCACCGCCGCGAAAAUGGAACAGCCGAGCAUACUCGUAAAAAUCCUUCACUCGGUGCCGCACGUGAACUACACGUUUCGGCGGGUGAACGACACCUUCAAUCCGGACAGCGAUAUAUAUCUCGAGAGUUUGGGCAUCCUUGCCUCGAUACCCGCCGGCCUGCUCAUCGUCUCAUUGGUGGGACUGCUGCUGUAUUUACUCACCCGCUGCUGUGAUCGACGCCAGCGGAAGCCGAGCGCCCAGCGAUGCCAGAGCUGCACUUUGGUGAUCAUCACCCUGAUGACAUGUGCGGCGAUUGGAUUAGGAUUAUAUGGCAACGAUGACUUCCACAAUGGACUGCUGCAGGCAUUUAGCUCUGGGAAGAAUGUUGAGGGUCUCGUUCUCACCCUGAAACGACAGACUGAAAGCAUCAAGCAUGACCUGGAGUCAAAGAUGGCCGGCCACAAGGUGGAGCAAAUGGUGGAGAAGCCGCAAUACAAUCAGACGGUGGUGAUGCUGCUCAUUGAGACGUCGCGCCUGGUGCGAGAGAACACGUCGCGAGCGGUGGCCUCCCUGGACAGCAUGGUACACUACUUCAUGAAGGCCAAGGGCGGCGAGAAUGACACCUCGUUGAUGGGGCUGCUGCACAUGGGGGAACUCUACGAAUCGAUACGAUGGCCCGCCACCUUGGCCUUUCUCACCGUCCUGCUGCUGCUGUGCACGGUUCUGGUGAUUGGAGUUGCACGCAGGUCGCGUUGCACCCUGAUCUUCUUCAGUGUUUCGGGCUUGUUCUGCAUCAUCAUCUGUUGGCUGCUGGCGGGCAUCUACCUAGCCUCCAGUGUGGCUGCUGGCGACUUUUGUAUGAGACCCCAUGACUAUAUGUGCCGGCAGGUUGGAAUGAGGAGUCCGUAUGUGGAUUUCUUGAAUUGUGGAACGCCCAGGAAUCGUUUCAUUUUACGCCUGAACGAAAGCAGGGAUCUGGUGGAUCGGGCCAGAGAGAGUGUGGAAACCAUGCAGCGAAUGAGCCAAGAGACCUAUCCGCGCAUCGAUGUCCAGCGCACUUUGACGGCCAUGGACAAUGAUCUGGAGGAGACGCGUCGCAAUCUGACGACUCUUUCCGCUACACUGGACCGCAGGGCCAUCGAUCGUCAUUAUGCGGAGGCGCUGCGAGGGCUCUGCGGAGGCGGAUUGCUGGGCCUUAGUCUCAUGAUGGUGGCAGGCCUGCUCACCUCCUUCCUGCUGACGAUUCUCGUGUAUGCGGAUUCGCAUGCCUGGAUAUACUUGAGCAAGCGACCCACGCUGGAUGCGGACAAAUCGGAGACGGCUCCCUUGUUCCCUGCCUCGAAUGCGCCCAGUGCCAGCAUCUCGCCAACGGCACCUCUGGGCACCGGAACGAUCAAUCGCACACUGCUGCAUCAUCAGCAGACGCAGGGAGGCAGUGCCGGCGUCGGCGGCGGUGUGGCAAGCGGCGGCACACUACCAGGAUCAGGAGGCGGAGGCGGAAUGAACGGGAACAAUGGCGUUGGACCGUACAGGAACGGAACGGCGGGACUGAGACAAGGGUUGGCAUCACCAUCAUCUCAAUCUCAAUCAAGCCACAGCUCAUCCACGGCCAUUUAUGGCCACCACCACCACAACAACAGCAAUCAGAACCACUACAACAACAACCUCCACAACAAUCACUACAGCAACCACUACAGCAACAACUAUAACACCACCACACAACAGCAACAACAACAACAACAACAACAACUGCAACUGCAACAACAGCAUAAUAGAACUAACCAGACGACAGCGGCGGCGAUGGCCACGAUGGUAGCUCCAAUGACGUUGGCCAACCCCCACCACACACGCACCUCGGUGUCGGGGGCCGCCAGAGGAGGGGGUCGUGGAUCGCCGUCGCCGCCGCCCGGCUAUGAUAUGGUGCAUGGCACAAGGUCCGGCCAUCACACAUUAGGACGCCUGCCGUCGCAUCAUCAGCAGAGCGCCUCGUAUAUGCAGGGGCCGAACAAUGGAAAGUACGCGACGCUCAGCAAGCAGUGUAAGACGCUCGAAUCGAACGACUUUUACUGAGAUUCGCUUGCCUGCAGCACCUAUGCAGGCAAUAGCAACAACACAGCCCAGCAGCAACAGCAGCAGCUCCAACUGCAGCUCCAGCAGCUUCAGCAGGCGCCGUCGCAGCCUCCACUCCAGCAGCAGCAGCAUCCCCAUCAGCAGCAGAGCAGCAACAUCAUCAAUCAGCAGCACCAGCACCAACAUCAGCAUCAGAACAGCAGCAGCACCUUGAAGAACAUAUUCGCUUCGGCGACCCUGCCCCGUUCCACGGGCAGCUCCAUCCGCUCCGUGCUCUCCGCACAGACGGCCAACGCCAUGUGCAGGUCCACAGGCAAUGGCCUGGAUGUCGGCAGCGAGGGGGGGCUGGUCGACGACCGGGAUCCACGCGAUGUCACAAACAACAGCUUCAAUCGCUUCGAUCCCAAGUACAUAAGCAUCGGUCCCAAGGCGGUGCGUGGCAACAAUAAUCUGAAUAUUGUGGCUGCGGCGACGGCCAACAAAUGUGCCACAUUGCGGCACGUGGGUCGCUAUGGGGGCUCGCUCAAGGGUGUCUCCUCAUCGAUGGCCAUGGGCGCCUCACCGUCGCCGAAUUUGCGCAGCGCCAAGACGCCAUCGAUAGCCACCGUUUCGAAGGACUAUUGCCAGCAGCCGGACUGCAUACCGCAGGUCUGUGGCUCCACGGAGUUCCUUGUCCAACAGCAGCAGCAACAACAGCAACAACAGCAGCAACAACAACAACAGCAACAGUUGCAGCAACAGCAGCAGCUGCAAAUGCAGAUCCAGCUGCAAAUACAGCAAAAGCAACAGCAGCAGCAACAGCAACAGCAGCAGCAGCAGCAACAACAGCAACAGAUGGUGCCACCACCAGCACCGCCUCCGCAACAGCAACAGCCACAGCCGCCGCCACAGAUGCAGAUCCAACCCGCACCACCGCCGCCGCCACCAAAGCCAAAGAAUACCUUCACAGAGAUACCCGGCACCACGGGCGUUGGGAGCUCCUAUGCCAAGGAGCAGCAACAGCAACAGCAGCUCCUGGCCCUCCAGCAGCAGCAACAGCAGCAGCUUUUGGCACUCCAGCAGCAGCAACAGCAACAGCAGCAGCUGAUUCAUCCACCGACGACCCACAUACUGCCGCCCUCGGCCGUCUACAGCAUCGAGAGCAGCGAAGUGCCAACGGCAGCGCCUCGGGUGGUACAGCGUAGCCUCAAUCCGGCCUCGAUUGUGAACCAGCCGCUGCCCGAGAUACCCACGCAGUCGCCCACCCAGUCGAAGAUAUCCGCCCAGCCGCUGUGCGCCGCCAGUCUGGGCCAGUACCGCUCGUUGCAGCGGCCCCAGAACCACAAGAUAUCGGCCGCUGCCUCCCAGCCACAACAGCAACAGCAGCAGCCGCCUUCCCUGCCGCCGAAGAACAGGCACAAGACGUCAAGGGCCGGAGGCGGUGGAGACUCCAGCAAUGCCAACCACAUGCAGACCCUGCCACCAAAGUCCGCCAGCCUACGGCAGCAGCAGCAACAGACAGGCGGCUACGAGAGGGAGCGAGAGAGGGACCGCGACCGCGACCGCGACAGAGAGCGUGAGCGGGAGAAAGAGCGUGAGCGUGACAGAGAGCGGCCGCGUCGUGCAGAGACGCUGGACAAUGCCCGCAGCUAUGUGGAGCAGCAGCAAUACGGAGGCCAGGUGCUCGUCGGAAUGAAGAAGCAGCAUUCGUACGACAGCAGCAGUACGUACCAUCACCACCAGCAGCAGCAGCAGCUUCAACAGCAGGCUCAGCAGCAGGCGGCCUUCUACCAGCGCCAGCACAACAACAACUAUCAGGGAGGAGGGGGACCUGGUGGAGGAAGCUCCUCUAAACAGCAGCAACAGCAGCAGCAGCAGCUUCUCAUCGAACAGCAGCAGGCGCUCUUCUAUCGCUCUCUGAAACGCGGCGAACGAGGAGUAGGUGGAGGAGUGGCAGGAGCCGGCGGCGGCACUGGUCCGGCCACCCAUGGGACACACUCCAGCCAUGCACACGCGCACGCCCAUGCCGCGCAUGCCGCCCAUGCCAGCAGCGACCUCUACUCCGUGACGGAGUUGUAGGAGUGCGCCUGCUGCGGCGGCGGCGUUGAUGUUGUGCGACGGGGCACAUCAUCAACGUCGCUGCACGCAGCGGCGGCGGUAGCCAGCACUCAGACCCAGACGCAGCAGUCGGCGCAGGCGCCCAUUCCCCUGCCCCCCAAGAAGCACCGCUCGAGCCAUGCCCAACAGCAGCAGCAGCCACCCUCCCAAACCGCCUGUAAUGCAAACCUAUGCGAGGAGCACGAGUACGACGAGUACUUCCCGCAGCCAUAUGAACAGCAGGCGCCUCCAGGCCCCGUCCCUGCAGCAGCCACCACCUCCUCCUCGUCAAAGCACUCGAAGCAGCAGCAGAGGGCGGCCACCUUCGACGUGGCCGAUGCCCGGGACUACGAGCUGAAGCGUCUGGGCAACCGGCGCUCCCAGCAGCAGGCGGCGCCCAGCAAGCGCAACGGUGGAGCAGGCCUUGCCGCUGCAGCAGUGGCAGCGGCGGCGGCUGCAGCGGAGCACCAUCACAGCCAUCGCAGCCAUGACAGGGAGCGAUCGCGCAGCGAUCAUCGUAUAGCCAGCUAUGCCUGCGAGGAGGCGGCGGCAGCAGCGGCGGUGGCCAUGUGUGGCGCUGGCUCCAUGAGUGUGCUCCCCGCCAAUGGUUCCCAGCACCAGCACCAACAGCAGCAGCCAACAUCCCAUCGUGGCCACCACCACCAGCAGCAGCAGCAACAACAACAGCAGCAGCAACAGCAGCAGCGGCGGGAGAAAACCUUUAAAGUAUGAUUUUUAGAGACGUCAUAAAAAUUGUCCACUCCGCGCCCGCCAGACGGUGGCAGGGGCGGCUCCAGGCGACGAACGCGUUGAGGCGGAGGGCGGUCCAGGAAGCGUUGCGGAUUCUUUCGAUUAGAGAGCCCCCAAGGAGGAACGCCUGGAAUCAGUGGAAAAACGAUUCCGAUUCUGCUGCUCCCAAUAGCCAUUCCAAAGCAAAAAUUUGUUUAACUUAAGUCUGUCUCUGUCUAACACCCCCUGUCAUUCCCACUACGACUCUAUCUCUGUCUCUCUCUUUCUCUCUCUCUCUCUCUCUGUGUGUCUCUGAACACCUGAGAGACAGAUGCAUGCAUCCAUGUAGGAACACCUGAGAGACAUACAGUGGCGUCCACAAAAUACAGACCUAUGCAUACAGACUCAGCCCAUUGAUGCAACACUGUAGCUGUAACUGUAACUGUAACACACAAACACAUACACACCCAAGACACAAAAAACACACAUACAUACAUCAGUUCUCUGCUCUGUGUUGUUGCCUAUUGUUAUUAUUAUUAUUAACCGUACUGUACUAUAAUUAACCGACUAUGUAAUGUCCCCUAAUUUUUUUAUAACACCCCUCCCCCCUAUUAUGUACGAUAUACGUAGUAUGUAUGCCUAUGUUUAGCGCGAGUCCUUAGUGUGUAAGAGCCAAAUUAUUUAUUUACGAGGAUAUUGUAGUGACCCUUGACCCCUGACAUACCCUCUAGAAGAAGAGCUGUGGAGGAGAGGUGGGGAAGAGGCUUGACAUUUAGGAACUGUCUCUGGUAUUUUGAGACUUUGCAGCAGAGGUAGGCAGCGUCCUAUGUACAAAUAUCGUGUGGCCUCGGGCUAUCCAUUGCUGGGCUUCAUUUUUCUGAUUUGUUCUGCGAAAAUUUAAAUCUGUACAAAAAAAAAGUGCUCAACAGACUGAGAAUAUGUUUAUUUCUUUUUUUUUUUUUAAUAAGGAAGGUGCAAUGCAAGAUUGUUUUUUUUUUUAUUGAGAGGCAUCAUGAAAAUUCUGCGUGUGACCUCUGCUGUAUAACCUGAUGAACUAAUCAAAUGUAAUUUUAAACUAAAUUAUAUGGAAGAGCCGCAGUGUUCUUUCCAACAACCACAGCCGAGGCUCGGCCCAUUGGGAAGCCCUCAAAGAAAAUAAGAACUCCAAUGAUCGAGCCUUUCCCCCCCUCUCAGCUCGUUCCCUUCCGACUAUUCCUUCCCAACUGACGACAGAACUUUUAAUUUUUGGUUUGUUUUGUGGAUUAUCACUUAUAUUAUUUGAGAAUCCGUUGCGAGAACCACCACCACCAACAACAACAACACCAACAGCGACACGUACGUAGAAAUUUUUGUGACGUCAGAAAUCUAAAGCAAAAAAAAAAAAAACAAAAGGAAACCAAAUGCAAAAACAAAAAAAACAAGCGAACACCAAACAAAAAACGAAAAACAAAAAACCGUCAAUAGGGAAAGUCAAAACCAGAAAACAUUUCACAAAAUAAAAUUAUAAUACAUAUUAAUAUUUAAAACUUGAUAAAACUCAACGCAACAUAGGAAAAGUUUUAAAUUUUAACAAAAGAAAAUAACAGUAACAGUUAACUUCUGAAAAAACGGAGCAAUACGAAUACGAAUAUACGACAGAAAUAGCAGGAGGAAAAAGAAUGUUCAACUAUUUUAACGAGAAUUCCAAAAUGAAAUAAUAAUAAACAAAAAGAAUACAUAGAAAUAUAUA
Drosophila pseudoobscura is the source of this 6910-nucleotide messenger RNA. Its product is annotated as polyhomeotic-proximal chromatin protein. Gene Ontology annotation, cellular component: plasma membrane. Gene Ontology annotation, molecular function: intracellularly calcium-gated chloride channel activity; volume-sensitive chloride channel activity. NCBI's taxonomy places the organism in Eukaryota, Metazoa, Arthropoda, Insecta, Diptera, Drosophilidae. The transcript has 10 exons. The record is from RefSeq and is a predicted model, not a curated record.